Manihot esculenta (cassava) is the source of this 894-nucleotide messenger RNA. RefSeq names its product 14 kDa zinc-binding protein. Gene Ontology annotation, molecular function: adenylylsulfatase activity. Gene Ontology annotation, cellular component: cytoplasm. Lineage: Eukaryota; Viridiplantae; Streptophyta; Magnoliopsida; Malpighiales; Euphorbiaceae. The transcript is spliced from 6 exons. The record is from RefSeq and is a predicted model, not a curated record. Gene Ontology annotation, biological process: purine ribonucleotide metabolic process; sulfur compound metabolic process. The coding region runs from base 160 to 714 and encodes 184 amino acids.
UUCUAAAAAGAAAAAAAAUUCAUGGUGAACCAGGGCUUCAAGAUAAAGCCUAGUUUCUCCUGGGCGCUGAAUUGGCUAUUCCGGACCGGAAACCGACCGUGUCAGGCCUACAAUUAGGCCAUAUUAUAUAAAGAAGAGCUCCUUUCAGUAAACAAAACCAUGGCUGCAAUUACUUCUUUCACUCUUCUCCGGAAUUACGCAAUUAGUACAAGGGCAUUCUCAAAUUUGCAAUCUUCCCCAAGAGCCAUCUCUUAUCUCAAUACCAAAUUCCUUCCUUCUAUUCAGUCCCGCAGAUCUUUGUUUCGCACUAGUUCGAUUAGUGAUGAAGAGGCAUCUGCCAAAGAAGCUGCAGCCAGUGCUGAGAGUGGAGCUCCAACCAUUUUUGACAAGAUCAUAGCAAAGGAAAUACCUUCAUCCAUUGUAUAUGAGGAUGAGAAAGUCCUUGCUUUUCGGGAUAUUAAUCCUCAGGCUCCUGUUCAUGUUUUAGUCAUUCCAAAGUUCAGAGAUGGAUUGACACAACUUGGGAGGGCUGAAGAAAGGCACGGAGAGAUACUAGGUCAACUUCUCUAUGCUGCCAAAAUAGUGGCUGAAAAAGAAGGCAUCCUUGACGGGUUUCGUGUUGUUAUCAACAAUGGUCCCAGUGCUUGUCAAUCUGUUUAUCAUCUGCACUUGCACGUUCUGGGCGGCAGACAAAUGAAAUGGCCACCUGGUUAAAGAUUUUGGAACAAACUCAUUGAGGCCUGGCUAUAUAAUACACCUUCCCUCUCUAUUUUUUCUUUAAGCUGCUUUCAUCGAUGUUGUGAACUGACCAUGGUGUAGGCGUUUGUUUCUUAAAUUUGGAAUGCAUCUUUUGAACACUAUGAUAAAGAGAUGCCAAUUGCUUGACGUUCUCUA